AUUGAAGAUGCCACGACCAAAUCUGAUUCUUUUGAGGCACUUGAUGCAUUUGUUACACGAGAUUAAAAGUCAUUCUUCCAUUUGGUUUGUGAACGCUCAUAUUUUAUCAUUUCGCAUUGCUGAUAGUCUUCUAUGGAAGGAUACUGCUGACUACUCAAUAUCAGAAACAGAUUUCUCAAAAAGGGUUUCCCUUAUAAAACUUCUAAUUGAUUAUUUCCCCAAGAUUUUUAAAGAGGAUACUAGUAAAUUGUAUAAAGAUGUCCAAAGGAGUGUGGAGGACAUCAAGAACUCCUCUGGUGAUAAGUCUCCUGAUAAGGCUGAUGCGGAUAACCAAAUGGAUAUUGGAACAACUUUCUUCUCCAGUACAAUUGAUCAUCCUGUGGAGGAUGAUAACUGAAGAAACUUUUGGAUUGUCCAAGCAACCUUACUUCCCUUCAGUUUCUUACCAAACUAAAUACUUGGAAUCCCCACAAUUUCAUUUGUCUACAUCCUUCCCUUCCUC
Messenger RNA from Meriones unguiculatus (Mongolian gerbil), 502 nucleotides. RefSeq names its product rho GTPase-activating protein 20-like. The record is from RefSeq and is a predicted model, not a curated record. The transcript is spliced from 3 exons. Gene Ontology annotation, biological process: signal transduction. Gene Ontology annotation, molecular function: GTPase activator activity. Lineage: Eukaryota; Metazoa; Chordata; Mammalia; Rodentia; Muridae. The coding region runs from base 8 to 397 and encodes 129 amino acids.